Messenger RNA from Cordyceps militaris CM01, 249 nucleotides. RefSeq lists its product as uncharacterized. Lineage: Eukaryota; Fungi; Ascomycota; Sordariomycetes; Hypocreales; Cordycipitaceae. The transcript has a single exon. The record is from RefSeq and is a predicted model, not a curated record. The coding region runs from base 1 to 249 and encodes 82 amino acids.
AUGGCAGUGGCAAACCCUGUAUUCCCUCCUAUGAAGCUGCAUUUACAACCCCGCGACGGCUGCUCACUCUGCCGCCUUGUCCCUUCUGAUGCUGUUGCAUAUGCAGUCCGGCACCCGUGCCGCCGCCCGUCUCGUGUGCGUUCAUCUCCCAACCGCACAGAGUUGAGGAACAAGACGCGAUCCAACGCGCCGCCUCACGGCCCCUUCCGUACUCCAGCCCCCCCCCCUCACUAUACAUGUCCGGCGUAG